CAAGUGCUCCGCGCAGUAGAAAGUGCUCUAUUUGUAAAUAUUGUUAAAUUGUAAAUAUUAGAAGAAAAUAGUAUUUAUACAGGAAAUCUUUGUUUUUAAUAUUUAUUUAAGUGUUUUAUGGAUAAAGUUCGUCGGCUACCACAAGUUUAAGCCCACACAGGGUUCAUCAUGGUGAUGGAAGCCAAUCCCAUUGGUGACAAUCACACAGAUGAGCGAGUCCAUAGCACAUCGCUACGUCCGAGAGCAGGCGGCGAUGUGAUUCCAGAACAUUCUGUGGGAACACUCGACCUAAACAUGUCAUAUUCAGCGCCCUCGAACUUAGUGCUGACGCCGGCACCCGAAUGUCGCAAACUCUCCCGAGGUAUAUCAAGGGCGACGGACAACGAGGGGCUGGUAUGGGCGUUAAGAAGUAAUACAGACCCGGAACCGAACACACUUACCUCCGACCACAUUCUCCUACUGCCGGAUAUAUCAGUAUACCCGCCAGAUUUUAGGAUAUUUAUCGAAAAGGAUCUUCUCGAAACAGCCACACUCGUAACAUUAGAGUCGGCCAGUAUAUUGAACUGGUGGCGUCACGGUCGCGUCCCGGGAGCUCCCCGGCUGUUGCCGCUAGCGACGUCUGGCGAUGGCAACUGUUUGCCUCACGCGGCCUCGUUAGCUGCUUACGGGUUCCACGAUCGACUUCUCGCGCUACGAACGAAGGUGCAAGCUUUGUUAUCGGGCGAGGGAGGUGAUGUACUUACAAAGGCCAUAAAGCGGCGCUGGCGCUGGGCGGAGAGCGUCCCGCUGCGCUCGGCGGGGCUGCGGCCGUCGGAGGGCGAGUGGGCGCGCGAGUGGGCGGACGCCGUGCGCGCCGCGUCGGCCGAGCCGCGCCCGCGCCCGCAGCCCGCCGCGCAGCCGCACUACGCCGGCCUCGAGCAGCUGCACGUGUUCGCGCUCGCGCACGUCAUGAAGCGGCCCGUCAUCGUCUUCGCGGACGUCGCGCUCCGGGAUUUCCGCGGCGAUCCAAUAGCCCCGAUCCCGUUCGGCGGUAUCUACCUCCCCCUGGAGCUGGAUCCCGCAGUUUGCAGUAAAGCGCCCAUCCUGCUCGCUUACGACGCCGGACAUUUCUCGGCGCUAGUGCCGUGCGAGCCUCUACCGACUGACGGAGCCAGAGUCCCGCUGGAAGACGAGGCUGGAAACCCAAUGCCGAUACGUUUCAACGUGGAUCCGGGCGAAGACUUUCGAUGGGACGUCGAGCCGGAUCAGAAAACCAUCAACAACCUCCUACCGGACGAGUACCAGCGGACGGCCAUGCUCGCCGCCUACCUCGACCUCGAGACCGUCGAGUGCCUGUCGCGCAGCCCCCCGCCCGAGGAGCUGCGGAGGUCGCUCGACGCGCUGUCGACGAAGAGCUCCAAGCAGGUGAACUCGGUGGCGAAGCAGUUCGGCAGCAUCGGACGCUCGAUGAGCAGCAAGCUGAAGAAGAACUUCGGCUCGAUGGCCAAGCUGGGCGGCAAGAGCGGCAGCCACAGCAACCCCGAGGAGGGCCCGGCGCGGCGCGGCUCGCCCUGCGCGCUGCUGUGUGCGCGCCUGCGGGCCGCGCGCGCGCCCGUGCAGGACGAGAUGGUGCAGAACUACCUGGACGAGGCGUGGAUCGGAUACACAGCUGAAAAAAACAGAAAGGAAGAAAAUCGUACAGCGCCCACACAGCCGCGCUACGGCACCGGCCGCUCGCAGUUCUACGCUGAAGCCGACCGGGCGGCUCACGAAGUCGCCCGAACACUUACCACACGGUCCGUGAAACCCGCUCAGGAUCGAACCCUGUACCUCUCCAAAUCGACGUUCUACGACGACCGUCCCCCCUCCCCUAAACCCUGCCGGGCCCCUCUCUGCAUGUACUACGGCAGUCCAGCGAAUAACGACUACUGUUCCAGUUGUGCGAAGUUACAGUGAGUGCUUCCCACUAGUAAUAAUUUAGAUAUAGUCGUACUUAAUAAUCACAAAUUUUGUAUCUUUCUGUCUGUAUUGAUAAAUAUAUAGUUGUCUCGCCCUAAUUCGUUACUCAUGACAGGUGUAAACAAGACAGAAUGUAACCUCGCGCAAGAACGAUUUACGUAGGUGAUCUAUGAUUCUAUUUUCAAAUUUUAUAUACCUAUGUAAUAUCAGAUAGAAUGUAUAUUAUAAACUAUAAUAUAUUAAUUUAUCUGUAUGAAGUUACGGUAAGUGCUUCCAUUUUUGUAUACUAAAUUUCCUAUUGGGGGACUGUCUUGGUACAUGACACUAAAAAAUUAUCAGAUAGGGAUUAAAAACGCAAAACCCCACUAAACAACACAACCACCAAAAUAGACUGGUCUCCGUAAAGCCUUUAAACGAUUAUGUAUGUAUGCGUAUGUUAGAAUACUCUCUUUCAUUUAUUAUUGUCAUAGUAUUUUUCUGAAUUUUCGUAUAAUAAAUUUAAUUUAAGAAUUUUAUGUAGGAUUGAUAAAAACCUAUAACCCGUUACAUUUUAACGUUGAUUAUAAAUUUCGGAUAUCAAAGUAUAUUAUACUCAGUAAAAAUGUUGCUAGUUUUCUAGCGUAUAUAUUUUAUAAAAAAAAGCGUUUAGUAAAUUUAUGGGAACUUAGUUUUUUUUAAAUAAGUAGAUUGCCUAUUAUUGUCUAUGCACUCUCUGACCAGAAACGUACAUUUAAAAAAAAUAGCAUUGACAAUUUUCAUCUCGACUUUUCAUACUAUUAGAGUAGUCACAGGAAUAAUUAAUAAUAAAUACGAUAACUUAUAUUAAAUAAUAUUACAUAAGAAUCGAACAUUAAAAUCACCAUAGAGCUACAAAGUAAUAAAAUACCUUUUUGUAUUUGAAUUAGUUUCAAAAAUUCGAAUUUUGUAUUCGAAUGACAUUCGUUAUUUAAAAAUAUCACGUAAUCCGUGUCCGUGACGCCAUAUUGUUGUGUUGAGUGUGGGUUAUCACUCAAAUAAGCUGAUUGUCACAGAGGCAAAUUUAAAAUUGUGUUAUCACGUAUUUGGGAAUUUGAAACUUUUUUUUUUUAAUAAUUAUACUUAUUUUAUGACAAAAACAUAUUUAAACAUCCAAUUGGUUAUAUCAGUUGCAACUAUUUCGAUUUCUUACUAUUAGCUUUAAAAAUAUUAUAUGAUUGUAACUUAUAAAACUAAACAUUAAAGAACUUUUCAUUGUCAAUAAGAUUGUAAUUGUGUGAAUUGAUAUUAUUAAUAUGCUAAAAAGGCUACUUUCAAUCAAAUGUAUUAUUAGUGUUUAAAAUUUUAUAAUGUUACGUAGAAUAGGUGUAUAUUAUGAAGAGUUGAUGAUGUGAUUAUGCUGUAGGGAAUAAUUAUUCUUCACUCUUGUUCGUGACACAAAAUUAUCGCUGGAUAAAUGAUUGCUAUAUAUUUUUAACAAUAAUAUAGACGACAUUUCAAUAGAAUACAUACUGUUAAUAUUUUUUUUCUAACUAAUUGUAAUCAAAGACACAUAUUAUCAUUGUAAAACCCUCAUCAUCAUCAUAUCAGCCGGAAGACGUCCACUGCUGGACAAAGGCCUCCCCCAAGGAUUUCCACGUUGGCCGGUCUUGUAAAACCCUAGAUAUAUAAUAAUGUGACAAAAAUAAGGACGAGCGGAGAAUUUGAUACUAUAUAACAAACAUACUUAAACAAAAGAAAAUGUAAUAAAAGUCUGAAUCUCGUAUUUAGCUUCCAUGAUUUGUAAGUUUUUUUUAUUAACAGUAUGUAUUCCAUUAAAAUGGAAUAGUAAUAAAUAAAGUAUUCUUCAAUUUAUUAUAAAGGAGUGCCAAGUAUAAUAUAUGUGAAACAAAACAAACAUACUAAGUGAUAUUACAAAACAAUAGAUAGAUUUUUGGUCGUAAAUGUGUUCAAAAAAUUGUAUCGUCAGGUGCUAUGACGCGAAAACAAUUUUUUUUUUUUUCAUAUAUAAGAAAAGGUUUACCCUAUAAUAAGACAAUAAAUUCAAAAAAAAACAUAGAACUUGAUAGAAUAUCGAAUAAUAUUUAAUUUAAAUUGAAUAUCUUGAAUAUAUUUUUGUAUAGAUAAUGAUUGAAGAUUCACUCAAAUUUUAAAUAUAAUACAAUACAAUAACAGCCGGUUAAUGUCCCACUGCUGGGCUAAGGCCUCCUCUCCCUUUUGAGGAGAAGGUUUGGAGCUUAUUCCACUACGCUUCUCCAAUGCGGGUUGGUAGAAUACACAUGUGGCAGAAUUUCAAUGAAAUUAGACACAUGCAGGUUUCCUCACGAUGUUUUCCUUCACCGUCAAGCACGCGAUGAAUUAUAAACACAAAUUAAGCACAUGAAAAUUCAGUGGUGCUCGCCCGGGUUUGAACCCACGAUCAUCGGUUAAGAUUUACGCGUUUUAACUAACUUUAAACUUCUAACGUUAAAUUUAAUAGUUCGCACGUAUUAUCAAACCGAAAUUAAAGAUAAGGCCAUUAAUAAAAUAAUUACAAAGUAACUGACAAAUUCACUUAAUUCAAAUUCUUGCUACAAACAUACGAACAGAAAAACGUCCUAUUUGGUUUCUAUAAAUAAUAGUCUUCGGCGUAUUAUUCUAUCCUGUACUAAAUUUGAAAAUAUUCUUCCUAAUUUUUGACAUUUUAGUAAUUUAAAUCUGCAAAUAAACUAGUUUCGACGUGUUGACAUUAUAUAUUAUUAGAACGAAAAAAUAUAUUUUUAUACAAAAUUCAGCCAGUCAGGGUAAAUGUUUUUCUCUAUAUAUUUUUUUUUUCAUUCAGAAUGAGCUUGGAGUGAAUUCUCCGUCCUUAUAACACAUUCAUAGAAAUUCGUUUGAUCUAGUCUUAUAAUUUAGAAUCGUAGAUUAGAAUUAGAUUAAAAUUAAUAUUAAGUUAUUCACUUAAAUAAAACUAAUUUUGACUGAUUGAAAUAUUAUAUUAUUUUUAUAAAUUACUAAUGGCCCGGCACAUGUUGCAAUGCUUUUGUUAUUAAUUAUCCGAAACGACUGUCGUCAUCUAUUGAACGGUGGUGGUACUAUAUCAGAAACAUUCAAACAAGUGUUUAUUACAGCUGUACAUAUUUUUUUUUAAAUCAGAUGGGACAAAGAAACUCUCACAUAUGAAAUAAAUUAGUUUUAACGAAUUGCAGUUUUAACGCGUAAAAAUAAUCUUUUUUUUUCGUAAAGUUCAAAAUAGUUUUAUUUAAUUUUUAUUAGUCGUGUUAAUUUAGGAAACACUAUGUUGAUUACUUUUAACUAUUGUUUUAAUUUAAUAAAAUCGUUUGCAUACAAAAAUCAUUAAUCUUUCCCACCAUUGUUCCUUAAUGUAAGCUGUUAUCACUUACUAAUCGUUAUGUUUAGAUUUAAAGAUCUGUGAAAUUACUUAAUAUAGAAGUGAGAUUACAUGACAUAAGAUUAACAAUCACCGAAUUUAUAAGUGAGGUUAUAAAGCAUGUUUUAUCUGGUUGGUACUGUUUGUUAUAUUUCAUAUCUAAGGGUUGAUAUGACAUAUCAUGUUUUGUAGGUCAAUAAAUGGUUAUGCAAGUUGAA
This is a messenger RNA of Nymphalis io (European peacock), 5502 nucleotides long. RefSeq names its product OTU domain-containing protein 7B-like. The record is from RefSeq and is a predicted model, not a curated record. Gene Ontology annotation, molecular function: DNA binding; zinc ion binding; cysteine-type deubiquitinase activity. NCBI's taxonomy places the organism in Eukaryota, Metazoa, Arthropoda, Insecta, Lepidoptera, Nymphalidae. The coding region runs from base 169 to 1935 and encodes 588 amino acids. Gene Ontology annotation, cellular component: cytoplasm; nucleus. Gene Ontology annotation, biological process: protein K48-linked deubiquitination; protein K63-linked deubiquitination; protein K11-linked deubiquitination. The transcript has 9 exons.